Penicillium cosmopolitanum is the source of this 1623-nucleotide messenger RNA. RefSeq lists its product as uncharacterized. Lineage: Eukaryota; Fungi; Ascomycota; Eurotiomycetes; Eurotiales; Aspergillaceae. The record is from RefSeq and is a predicted model, not a curated record. Gene Ontology annotation, molecular function: nucleobase transmembrane transporter activity. Gene Ontology annotation, biological process: nucleobase transport; transmembrane transport. Gene Ontology annotation, cellular component: plasma membrane. The transcript has 5 exons. Bases 1 to 1623 code for a protein of 540 amino acids.
AUGAUUCAACUUGCAGAUCUGCUGAACAAAAUUUCCGUGACUACCGAUGCCCGGUUAUCGAAUGCCCAGUUUGAGAUUCAAUUUCGGCAAUGGAAGGGUUUCAACUUUGUCUUCUAUUGGACCGCAGACUCUUUGAACCUGCCCAUCCGAAUAGGAGAUGACUGGGAACAGAAUACAUGGAUGAUAUCGUCUGCCAUGCUGGAAAAUGGUCUAUCAUGGUGGCAAUCUUGGAUUUGUGUGUGGAUUGGUAACUCUAUCGCGGCUUGCUUCGUAUGUCUAAUGGGUCGUAUUGGCGCCGUGUACCAUAUUCCAUUCGCCGUCGCAAAUCGCGCUUCCUUUGGAGUUUGGGGUUCUUUUUGGCCUGUGGCUACCAGAUGUGCAAUGGCCAUCAUAUGGUAUAGCGUGCAGAAAACGCCAUGGAAGCUUACCUACUCUCUUCUCAUCGAACUUGAAGGCGAAUGUGUGACUAUAAUGCUUGAAGCAAUAUGGUCGAAAUAUGCUGAUGUUCCAAAUGCACUGCCCACUAAAAGUGGUGUUACCACUAAGAGCUUUGCCAGCUUCUUUCUAUUCUGGCUUCUCUCCUUACCAGCACUAUGGAUUCCAGUUCAUAAGGUUCGCCAUUUGUUUACUAUCAAAUCGAUCUAUUCUCCAGCAGCUGCGAUAGGCUUUGUUAUCUGGGCAACUAAUCGAGCUGGAGGUGUCGGUACUGUGUUUAAACGGCCAAGCACAGUUCAUGGCGGGACCCUUGCUUGGGUCAUAAUCAAGAGUAUCAUGCAAACCCUUUCUAAUUUCACCGCGCUAAUUAUCAAUAUCCCGGAUUUUGCGAGAUAUGCAAAAACCCCAGAAAGUGCAUUAUGGACUCAGCUCAUAACGAUCCCUAUCUCAUUUGCCAUAACUUCGCUUUUUGGAAUCCUUCUUUCAACCGCAUCAACUGCCAUCUAUGGACAGCCUAUGUGGAACCCUCUCACGCUUUUACAUGAAUUCCUAAAAGAUGCUAGCUCGGCCGAGCGUUUAGGUGUCUUCUUAAUCGCCCUUGGUCUUGCCCUUGCACAACUAGGAACAAACGUCGCAGCAAAUUCAGUCUCAGGUGGCACUAAUAUGGCAGCAUUACUUCCUCGGUUUAUCAAUAUCAGACGGGGUAGCUAUAUCUGUGCAGCUCUUAGUCUGGCUGUCUGUCCGUCGUCCCACAAAAGUAACGAAUGCAUUAUAGUGGAAAAUAAUCUCUUCCCCGCCGAAUUCAACAUAUUCCUCACCGCAUUAUCUACAUUUCUGUGCCCAAUCAUCGGUGUCAUAAUCAGCGACUAUUACCUCGUACGCGGAGGCUGCCUUGACGUCAAGGAGCUAUAUAGCGCUCGGAAAAGCGGACCCUACUACGGGAUCUACGGUGUUUCCUGGCGGGCAUACCUGGCCUACAUCCUUGGCAUUUCGAUUAAUAUUCCUGAUUUCGCGGGUAUUAUAGGGGCAAAUGUUCCUUCCGGCGCGCAGCGUAUCUAUGAUGUCAAUUUUAUUUCUGGGUUUAUUGUGUCUAUGGGGAUAUAUUGGAUUUUGGCUCGCAUCCAGCGUGCAUUUUCGAUAAGUGAUGACUUGAACCGAGCGCAGAAUAAUCAAAUUUGUUCUGUAUAG